Wallemia mellicola CBS 633.66 is the source of this 1790-nucleotide messenger RNA. RefSeq lists its product as hypothetical. The coding region runs from base 44 to 634 and encodes 196 amino acids. The record is from RefSeq and is a predicted model, not a curated record. Gene Ontology annotation, molecular function: GTPase activity; GTP binding. Gene Ontology annotation, biological process: small GTPase-mediated signal transduction. The transcript has 10 exons. NCBI's taxonomy places the organism in Eukaryota, Fungi, Basidiomycota, Wallemiomycetes, Wallemiales, Wallemiaceae.
GGUCUUUAACGCUUAACAUCACAUAGAGGCAUAACAUUCAAUAAUGCCAGGAGGUCGAUCUAUGAAAUGCGUCGUUGUUGGUGAUGGUGCAGUUGGUAAAACUUGUCUAUUAAUUUCAUAUACCACGAAUGCAUUCCCUGGAGAAUAUGUACCAACUGUAUUCGACAACUACAGCGCUAAUGUGAUCGUCGACGGUGAUCCUAUUACACUCGGCUUGUGGGAUACAGCAGGUCAAGAAGAUUACGACAGAUUGAGACCACUUUCAUAUCCUCAAACGGAUGUAUUCCUCAUCGCUUUCUCAAUCGCUAGCCCAACUUCACUUGAAAAUGUAAAAUACAAAUGGGUACCUGAACUCAAACAUCAUGCACCAAAUGUACCAAUAAUUCUAGUAGCUACAAAAGUAGAUCUUCGUAAUGACAGAUUGACCAUUCAAAGAUUAGCAGACAGGGGUAUGAACCCUAUUAGCUGGUCAGAAGGUUCAAAGCUUGCAAAGGAAAUUUCAGCUGUCCGUUAUUUAGAAUGUUCAGCGAAAUCCCAGUUAGGUUUGAAAGCUGUCUUCGAUGAAGCAAUCAGAGUCGUUUUAAUGCCACCUGCAAGACACUCAAAGAAGAACAAAGGUUGCGUUAUUGCAUAGAAACUAAUCAUUCUCCUUCCCUUAUUGUAAUGUUCUCUUUUAAAUCAUUUAUUAUGUCAAAAGCGUUGCUAAUAUUACAAAUACAAAGCUUCCCGCUGUGAUUGAUGUGAUUGAGGUGAUUGAUUUUGAUGUGGAUGCGCUACUAUUGUUUUCACCCAUUUCGGCUGCUGUAGGUGGAUGUAUGUCUCCUCUAUCGUUGUAUGCAACUGAGUUGGCUUCUGCAGCUACCUUAUAAACGCUACCGUUUCCAUAGGAUUCAUAAUCAACAAGAACGAAGUUCGGUGCCCUUGAAUGUGCAUCUAUGCAAUUGACCAUCGCCUGUCCUAAUGAUCCUUCGCCGGUAGCUGCAUUUGUUGUUGUUAAUUUAUCUUUAUCGGGUGUAAAAUAUUCAGUUCCUAAGAAAGAGUCCUUCUUAUCAAGGAAAUGGUUAUGGAUAUACAUAGAACUAAGGUCAUUGCCUCUAUCCAUCUCGCAAGUCCAGCUAGCGUUGACCGCAUUAUAUUGAUCUUCCCAUAUAUUGUCGAAUUCAUCAAUAAUCGCAGGGACUUUAGAGUGAUCAGCAUGAUAAUCCAUAAAUAUGACAACACGUUGGUUCUGCUCUAUGAGUUCACCAAGUCUAGGCCAUUGUUCAAGUGAUAAUUUUGAUGAUGAUGGCAUAUAAGCCAUAUCCAACAAGCCUGAAUCCUUGAAUGGUUUGCUGAUAGUUUCAACAUCAAUAGACUCGCUAUUCGUGAACAACAUUGAGAGGACCUCGCGUGGAUUGUUAUCAAGCCAGGUCUUAACCUCCUUGAGGUAAUCUAAUACAGAUCCACCAUCGUAUAUAAUACAACUGGUGUGACAGAGCUGCAAGGCGCUACCCUUUCUGUGUAUUUGACUUUGAAGGAGACGGGUACCGUGGUUGAGCUGCGAUGUGACGUUCCAAUCUUGGUUUGUCAUAGAUUUACUCAUACGGUAAACUCACCUAUGAAUGUUACGUUCGAGUAUUUCCUCUCGCAGAGCUCAGCAUGUCCAUUACAGGUAGACUCUAUAGUGGCAGCUAUGGCCGUUGAUAAUAUCAUCAAGGCCGCUAUUACUUUCAUAGUGAUAAUCAUAAGUCAACCAUUUUUGGAAAGAAAUCUGCGCGUCUGUCGAGAUUGUCUAGGCUUUCCUAGAUAUU